GCCAGCACUGACGGCACUUGGCAGAAGGGGCUUGCCCGAGCGCUCCCGGAGCAUCUCUAGAGGCGCGGCGGCAGCGCCCGCCCGGCUCACCGGAGAGUCGGCCCAGAACCGGCGGCCGGGGCCAGUACCAGAGAAGGGCUGAGCGCCGGGGAGCGGAAGAAAACCUAGAAUAAUACGAAUAGUAAUAAAGAGUGGUGGGCAGGAGAAGGAGGUCGCGGGGGGGAAGCGGGGGGCGAGGAGAAGGCGCGCCCCCGAGGAGGUGCCCGGGCAAGAGGCGGGAGCGGCCCCUCGCCGGGGCUGCCGGCAGCUCCCCGCGCCCGGGGGCGGCCGUCGGGGCGGCGGCAGCACGUGGCGGCGGCGGGGCAUGGCCGCGGCGAGGGCUCCCGGGGCCUGAGCCGCCCCCGCCGCCGGCACCAUGGCGGCCGCCGCCGACGCCGGCCUCGACGUGGCGGCGGUGGAAAGUUUCCUAGAGAGGCACCCGGAGCUGGUGGAGAAGUGGCUGAAGAGGAAGAACUCGCCCCCUAAAGCGCCUGCCGCCCCCGCCGCCGGCCCGUCGGAGGAGCCCCGGAGCAGCGGCUGCCCCGGCGGCGGCUGGGGCAGCGCGGGCGGCCCCGGCGGCCCCGGCCCCGGCGGCGGGGGGCUGCAGCGGCGAGCCUCCCAGAAGGAGCUGCGGAAGAGCUUCGCCCGCUCCAAGGCCAUCCACGUCAACCUCACCUACGACGAGCAUGUGCACGCCCGGGCGCAGGAGCCGCUGAGCAGCGUGCGGCGGCGGGCGCUGCUGCGGAAGGCCAGCUCCUUGCCCCCCACCACCGCGCACAUCCUCAGCGCCCUGCUGGAGUCCCGCGUCAGCCUGCCCCAGUACCCCCCCACCGCCCUGGACUACAAGCGCUACCUCAAGGAGCACAACGAGCGCCAGUUCUUCCUGGAGCUGGUCAAGGACAUCUCCAACGACCUGGACCUCACCAGCCUCAGCUACAAGAUCCUGAUUUUCGUCUGCCUCAUGGUGGACGCCGACCGGGGCUCCCUCUUCCUCGUGGAGGGGGCCGCCGCCGGCAAGAAGAGCCUGGUCUCCAAGUUCUUCGACGUGCACGCCGGCACCCCGCUGCUGCCGUGCGGCUCCACGGAGAACAGCAACGAGGUGCAGGUGCCCUGGGGCAAGGGCAUCAUCGGCUACGUGGCGGAGCACGGAGAGACGGUCAACAUCCCCGACGCCUACCAGGAUCGCCGCUUUAAUGAUGAGAUUGACAAACUGACUGGAUACAAGACAAAGUCACUCUUGUGCAUGCCCAUAAGAAACAGUGAUGGAGAGAUUAUUGGUGUUGCCCAAGCAAUAAAUAAGACUCCUGGAGGUGCCCCUUUUUCUGAUGAUGAUGAAAAAGUGAUGCAGAUGUAUCUCCCAUUCUGUGGGAUUGCCAUAUCCAAUGCCCAGCUAUUUGCAGCUUCAAGGAAGGAAUAUGACAGAAGCAGGGCUUUACUGGAAGUAGUGAAUGACCUCUUUGAGGAACAGACUGACUUAGAGAAAAUUGUCAAAAAAAUUAUGCAUCGGGCCCAGACUCUGCUGAAGUGUGAACGGUGCUCAGUAUUACUUCUGGAAGAUAUCGAAUCACCAGUGGUGAAAUUUACAAAAUCCUUUGAGUUGUUAUCUCCAAAAUGCAGUGCUGACACUGACAACAGUUUCAAAGACAACGCGGAGAAAUCAUCAUCUUAUUCCGACUGGCUAAUAAAUAAUAGCAUUGCUGAACUCGUAGCUUCCACAGGUCUCCCAGUGAACAUUAGCGAUGCCUAUCAGGAUCCUCGCUUUGAUGCUGAAGCUGACCAGAUUUCUGGCUUUCACAUAAGGUCUGUACUGUGUGUCCCUAUAUGGAAUAGCAACCAUCAAAUAAUUGGGGUAGCUCAAGUGUUGAACAGGCUUGAUGGGAAACCCUUUGACGAUGCCGACCAGCGACUGUUUGAAGCUUUUGUUAUUUUUUGUGGCCUGGGCAUCAACAACACAAUUAUGUAUGACCAAGUGAAGAAAUCCUGGGCAAAACAGUCUGUGGCUCUUGAUGUGUUAUCUUAUCAUGCAACAUGUUCGAAGGCAGAAGUUGAUAAAUUUAAGGCAGCAAACAUCCCUCUGGUGUCGGAGCUUGGCAUUGAUGAUAUCCAUUUUGAUGACUUCUCGCUUGAUGUGGAUGCCAUGAUUACUGCAGCCCUGCGGAUGUUCAUGGAACUUGGAAUGGUUCAGAAAUUUAAAAUUGACUACGAGACUCUGUGUAGGUGGCUUUUGACGGUUAGGAAGAAUUAUCGAAUGGUUUUGUAUCACAACUGGAGGCAUGCUUUUAAUGUCUGCCAGCUAAUGUUUGCCAUGUUAACUACUGCAGGAUUUCAGGAGAUUCUAACUGAAAUUGAAAUUUUAGCUUUGAUUGUGGGAUGCUUAUGUCAUGACCUUGACCACAGGGGAACCAACAAUGCCUUCCAAGCCAAGAGCGGAUCAGCCUUAGCUCAGCUCUAUGGCACCUCUGCUACCUUGGAGCACCACCAUUUCAAUCAUGCUGUCAUGAUUCUCCAAAGUGAGGGUCACAACAUCUUUGCUAACUUGUCCUCUAAGGACUACAGUGACCUUAUGCAGCUUCUAAAGCAAUCGAUAUUGGCAACAGACCUCACUCUAUAUUUUGAGAGAAGGACCGAGUUUUUUGAACUUGUCAGUAAAGGUGGUUAUGAUUGGAAUAUAAAAAACCACCGAGAAGUAUUUCGAUCAAUGCUAAUGACAGCCUGUGACCUUGGAGCUGUGACCAAACCGUGGGAGAUUUCAAGACAGGCAGCUGAGCUGGUAACCAGUGAGUUCUUUGAACAAGGAGACAGAGAAAGAUCUGAACUCAAACUCACCCCUUCAGCCAUUUUUGAUCGGAACAGGAAAGAUGAACUACCCAGGCUGCAGCUCGAGUGGAUUGAUAGCAUCUGCAUGCCAUUGUAUGAGUGUCUAGUGAAGCUGAAUGUGAAAUUGAAGCCUAUGCUGGACUCCGUGGCAGUAAAUAGAGUGUCCCCUAAGGAAAAGAUUAAUGGGCUUUAAUGAAAAUAGAAUACAAAUAAAAAAGGAAAUCUGUUGCCUUAUGCUUCAGGUUUAUAUUACAUUGAGAAGUGGACCACAGAUAAGCCUUUCUAGUAUAAUUUCCAGUUGGCAUUAAUAUUUUGAAAUGGUGGAGAGGAAGAAUAUCAUCAUACUGGACUGACUACCUCUUACUUCUCUUGCAGUUCUUUCAGUACAAUUUGAGAUGCUAUUAUUACAGCUAGCACAGCACUAGUCAAGGCUCACAUGUAGACGUCUGUAGUAGAGGUGUUCAUAAAAAUCUAAUCAAACAUGAUAGGUCACAAAACCAAACAUGUCUAGUUCUGUGUGAUGAUGCCAGUAUUACCUGAAAGUUGGUCUCUUUCCAUUAGUGCAAAGAUCACUAGCGUAGCAAAACUGUGAUCUAUGAUUUGAGGGUGCUUUCUCUGCUGCAUGACCUGACACAAGAGGAGUCAUGUUACAGUGCUUACAAGUUUCCAUUCACAGGGAAAAAAAGCUUUUGUACUCCAUGAAAAAUGGGAUUCUAAAUAUAGGGUUGUCUGGCAGCAGAAAUUAAAGCUGAAUUCAGCUUAGUUUUACACCUGUGCCAAACUCUAUUUACUUCAGUGGAGUUACCUUGAACUGGCACCAACUUAAUGGAAAUCAGAACCUGGCCCAGCUGACCAGAUGCUAGAAAGAGCUUUCCUCCUUUCUAAGGAAAGUGAGUCGUUAGCGCCUUUGAAAAACUGACUAUAUCUGCCUGACAAUCAAACAGAAAUAACAAAUCUGCUGAUCACUCCUUUAAAAAAACCACAACAAAACAAAAACCCUCUGUGCUACUCAUCAUGUGUAUAGGAGAAUAGCUGGAAAUUUCAGUACCAUUGCAAGCCAAUCUAUUAGUACACAACUGAACCACAUCACUUUCUCUAGCAGAAAGAAGCAGGGAAGGAGCAGAAAUGCAGACUGUGCAGCAGUGAGUACAUGCACCAAAUGGAAAUGUUUCUGCUAUUAUUUUACCACUUCUUUCUUCCCUGAAUAAAGACAGAUGCAGGAUAGUAAGCAGCAAGCCAUACAAAACUUGGAACACGUACUUUAUGGGAGAAACAGAUACUAGGAACUGACAUGGUACUGCUGGCAGGUACACACAGCUUUCCUGAAUUCUGAUAUUGCAUAUUGCUAAGUAUAACAUAAUUUAUAGCACAUACCCUACAGCUUCCCCCAAGGUUGAGUCUCCCCUCAUUUCCUCUCCUUUUUAUUGGCUUCAGUGCGCUGUUGCCCAUGGCAACACCCACUGGCAGGGAUGGGGAUUCAGCACCACUGCAACCUGACAUACAGCUGAAGCUCUAACAAUGUCAACCAUCAAUCAAGUGACUGUUUGUAAUUGCCUCCAUCUAUUUCUCCUGUCUUUCGGUAUCUUUGCUAUUGUGGGUCAAAAUUCAGAAACUGCUGACUAAUGUUAUGGUUCUGUUCCUCCAUCACAAGGAAUAAAAUGAGAGAGCACGGCUAGAUCUUUAUCAAAUUGUUCUCAGGCAAAAUGAAGCAACCCUACUGAAACCAGGGGGCACAGUAGUGCAUCUCAGAACAGCAUUUGGUCUCUGAAAGUGAUACAGCUCAGUCUUAAAAAAAACCCCAAACAAACAAACAAACAAAAAAUAGAAUCUUAUACUAAUUUUUUGUUAACACUUAGCUUAGGAACCAGCAAAAGACUUGUAUUUUUGAGAGGAAAAAGAAGAUUCUACAGUAAGAAAAAAACAUAUUCCAAGUUUCUCAUAUUUUAAGAUGGUGGAAAACACUUUUUAGCUAGUGCUUUUCAUUAUUUCUGAUAGGGAAACAUUUUCCUAGUACUUUAGUCAGUUUUGCCAAAUUCUGAGAUGUGCACAGGAGAGAUGACCCUGCAGGUUAUUAAAUUGGCAUUCUCCAUCUUUUACUUGUUUCCCUGCCCACUGCACAAGGAGAGAGCAAAACCCUUUGAAAUCAGAUUAGUUCUGCGAGUGCGUAUGAAACACAGGUCCACAAGAGGCGAGGACAAAUUAAAGGGCAUGAGGACGGAGAACCCACCGCUACCCAGGACAGUGCUAGUAAAGUGCUGCUCGGCCUUUCCCUGGAGAUGCCCAACACAUCUGGUCUGCCUCAGCAACAGACAAGUCACCACUUAUUUGCCCCAGCUGUUAGUGGAAAUUUGGCCUUGAGUGAUGACUCUAGCAUUUACAAUUCCAGUGCUAAAAUGCAGUGAGCACGUGGACCAUCCAUAGGGUCACGGGGGCUUCAUUCUUCCCCUCAAGGUGCUUCGAGCUGGUUCAACAGCAAUGCCUUUUUUCUAGGUGUCCUACUGACUAGUGCUAACCGCAGCCUGAGUUCAGGCAGGUUUCUUGUCUCAUGAAUUAUAGGCCAUGAGGUCUCACAGGAGCCAGCCAGCAGCCCUCACUUUAUCAGCAAAAAAUGCUCAGGAGAAGACCUAUGUCUUCAUCCCCAUCCUCAAAGAUAGUUCAGGCCACACAGCAAUUCCACUCAGGAUUCCCACCUGUGAGACCACUUACCAAAAUCAACAUUUCCUCACCCCCCCCCAAAAAAAAGAAAAGAAAAAAAGGGGGGGCACGCAUAAAUGCCCUAGCAUUGCGUAGCAUAAUCGGGAAGGAGCCCAACUUCAAAUCCUACUUGAUC
Messenger RNA from Aquila chrysaetos chrysaetos, 5686 nucleotides. It is a transcript of the gene PDE11A, whose product is annotated as phosphodiesterase 11A. Gene Ontology annotation, biological process: signal transduction. The record is from RefSeq and is a predicted model, not a curated record. Gene Ontology annotation, molecular function: protein binding; 3',5'-cyclic-nucleotide phosphodiesterase activity. Lineage: Eukaryota; Metazoa; Chordata; Aves; Accipitriformes; Accipitridae.